UCCGGACGCGCAACUGGGGGCUGCGCGGGCUCCGGUCGGAACUGGACGCUUUGCCUUCGCGGGCGCGCCCCGCAGUCUGGCCCGGUUUCGGGCGUGCAGCGCUGCGGCCCUGCGGCCAGCGUGGGGCGGGGCGCUGAGGCCGCCCGGGCCGCAUUGGCCCCCGCCGCCCCGCGCGGUCCCGGCGCCGGGGGAAGCGUGGGGACCCCGGGCUGGAGCUGCGCCCGAGCCGCGCUCCCCACGGAAGCGGUUAGCGCAGCGUCCACGGCACGGUCCCCGGAAGCAAGGCGUCUCGGUUUAUGUUGGGUUUCUGUUUGGUCCUCAUAUCCCUGUUUUCCAUGACAGAUUUUGACGACAGUAUAUACAAAAUAUACAUAAAGAUGAUUACUAAUAUAGUAAUAUUGAGCUUGAUUAUUUGCAUUUCCUUAGCUUUCUGGAUUAUGUCAAUGACUGCUAGCACUUAUUAUGGUAACAUACGGCCUAUUUCUCCUUGGCGUUGGCUGUUUUCUGUUAUUGUUCCUGUUUUGAUUGCCUAUAAUGGCUUUAAAAAGAAAAGUCUAGAUCACAGUGGAGCAUUAGGAGGGCUCGUGGUUGGAUUUAUCCUAACCAUUGCAAAUUUCAGCUUUUUUACAUCUUUGCUGAUGUUUUUUCUUUCUUCUUCAAAACUCACUAAAUGGAAAGGACAAGCAAAGAAGCGAAUAGAUUCAGAAUAUAAAGAAGGAGGGCAAAGGAAUUGGGUUCAGGUGUUCUGCAAUGGGGCCGUGCCCACGGAGCUCGCCCUGCUCUACAUGAUAGAAAACGGCCCCGGGGAGAUGCCCAUCGACUUUUCCAAGCAACAUACUGCUUCCUGGAUGUGCUUGUCGCUCUUGGCUGCCCUGGCCUGCUCCGCCGGAGACACCUGGGCUUCAGAAGUUGCCCCAGUUCUGAGUAAAUGGCAGCCGCGGCUGAUUACAACCUGGGAGAGGGUUCCAGUUGGGACCAAUGGAGGAGUUACAGUGGUGGGACUUGCUUCCAGUCUCCUUGGUGGAACUUUCGUGGGCACGACAUACUUCCUCACACAGUUGAUGUUUGUGAAUGAUUUAGACAUUUCUGCUCCUCAGUGGCCAAUUAUUAUAUUUGGGGGUCUAGCUGGAUUACUAGGAUCUAUUGUGGACUCAUAUUUAGGAGCAACAAUGCAAUUUUCUGGCUUGGAUGAAAAUACUGGCAUGGUGGUCAACAGUCCAACCAAUACAGCAAAGUACAUAUCAGGAAAACCUAUUCUAGAUAACAAUGCGGUGAAUCUGUUUUCUUCUAUUCUUACUGCCCUCCUUCUCCCAACAGUAGCUUGUGGUUUUUGGCCCAGAGAGUGAACUUUACUUAAUUUCCAAAGGUUGGAACUGGUUGAGUGCAGCUAAAUUUGCUAUUCUAAGUUUCAUCCUAAGAAUCCUAGUUGUAAUGCCAAAAUGUAAAUGCCAGCUCCUUUCAUAUUCCAUUGUAGUGGUAUCAGACAUUUUUUUCUUCCAUCAACUCCCUGUAACAGCUGAUGUCUUUCUAGGAAGAAACAAAUGCAUAUUUUAUGUAUAUUUUUCUUCUACUGAAUGUAGCUUCUUAAAACAGCGGAGCAAUAUUUUUCCUAUAUUCUGUUGCAUAUUGAACUGAAAGUUCUACAUAGUCAAUAUGUUUGGUUUUUCUUUUGUAAACCAGUGUAAGAUCUAAAAGUGGUGAAAUGUGAAAGUGUCUUUUGGAACAGGGAAACACCACUAUGUCAGUUGCUCUGUUUUCAGUGGUUCGAGAUAAGCUGGUGUGUACAGAAGCUUGCGUGUAGUAUCCUGAACUGCCAUGGCCUUGCCACUUCUAAUUUUGAAAUGUGUGGAGGUUGGUCCCUAGUGAAUUGUAUGGCCUGCUCCACAUUUUUUCUUCCAUCUUCCAAAUUAGUAAUAACAAAAGAUAAAUGCCUUUUCUACUUGACCAUUAUAAGUUUGAAAAUAUUCGGUGUAGCUAAAGAAAGAACAAAUUUUAUCUUAACAAUGUGCACCCUGAUAUACACUUUUGAAUUCAUGUUCAGUGCACUUCCUAGUUUUCUUUGAAAUGUACAUAAAAAUCUGCUUUAGCAUGGUAUUCUGAAGUUACCAAAGAGUCACUGGAAGCUUGUUGUCAGUUUUCUUUUUUAAGUUUUUGUAAGUUACUAGAAAGUGCCAUGAUUGCUUUUUCCGUACCUGAGCUGUGCUCACCUUUACAUUCAUUAACCCUCAACUAGAUUGCAUUCUGCUUUUCAACUUUGUUCUUCACUGUGACUUACCUGUAUUGUGCAAAGAUUUUGACAUGGAGCAAAUUAUUUGACUAAAGCCAUUUUAAAUAUUUCUCAUGUAAUUUCUGUAUUUUCUUCCCCUGGCCCUUUUUCAUUCUUAAAGAAAUCAAGAGAGAAUUCCAUAAAUAAGCUACCACUGAAGUGGAUAUGUUUAGAACUCUUUAUUGGUGACUUUUCUAUAAUGAUGAUCUAGAACUGACUUGAUUUGAGCAAAAAAACAAAAUAGUUUACACCCGUAAUUCUUAAAACAUUUAACUUAAUAGCUUACAACUAGUGGUUUUGAACUUUGGAUAUAGAAAGUGGACAUAAUUUUUAAAAGUCACUUGUAUCUGAGCUCUGAUACAGAUUUCAGCAAAUUUCUCUUGGUUACUUUUCUCAUUUCUGAGACAAAAUAUUUAACACCCACAAGUUAAGGGAGGAAAGGUGUAUUUUAGCUCUUGGUCUGUAGAGACUGCCGUCCAUAGUCAGCUGGCUCCAAAGCAGGGCAGCAUGGCAGAGGGGCAUCAUAGAGAAAUAGUCCAUGGUGUGCUGGGCAGACGGCAACAAGCAGCAGCACGCUUCGCUUCGGUCUCUGUAUUCCACCCAAACUACAAGCCUAUUGAUUGGUGCCACCCAUACCAGGUGGGGCCUCCACUACCCAUGCCCUGAAUCCGAUUAUUGCACCCUUAAUCCACAUUCACACACACUAAUCCAGACACCUUCAAAACUCCCCUUCUAUGACCACAUGAGGCUUUGAAGGUCCAUGUGGCUAUCAGCCAUCGCAUUGUUCCAUGUCCCGAAUUACAACAUAGCUGAUCUGGGAUAGUAUACCCUGGAUAUUGAAACUUUUUAAAGGUCUCAUUGCACAUUAGAAUCAUGUGAGAGGUUUUUAUAACCGCUGUUGCCAAGACUUUUUUGUAGUCCAGGUAAACCUGAAUAUUUUCAAGUAAGGCCAUGCUUUGAUUUUACUGUGACCUACUCCACAUUUGGGUAUUUCUAGAAAACUGGUAGACCUUAAUGUUUAAAUACCAAACCAGAAUAUCCCAAAGCUCUGCAUCUAACAGAAACUU
Molecule: messenger RNA, 3333 nt
Organism: Octodon degus (degu)
Lineage: Eukaryota; Metazoa; Chordata; Mammalia; Rodentia; Octodontidae
Gene: Faabtp
Product: transmembrane protein 19
Exons: 7
Coding region: 297-1346 (349 amino acids)
Cellular component (GO): membrane
Source: RefSeq, a predicted model, not a curated record